Messenger RNA from Medioppia subpectinata, 3677 nucleotides. The record is from the annotation of a GenBank genome assembly. NCBI's taxonomy places the organism in Eukaryota, Metazoa, Arthropoda, Arachnida, Sarcoptiformes, Oppiidae.
AUGGACAGCUAUACAGUGACGGUAAACGAGGGCCGCAUAAUCGACCCACUGGUUCAGGUGGAGGCCUUCGAUCACGACUGCUCCUCGAAGUACAGCGAUAUCUGUAAGUAUGAGAUCAUCGGUGGCGACAAACUGGAGGCCCCGUUCGUGGAGGCCUUCGAUCACGACUGCUCCUCGAAGUACAGCGAUAUCUGUAAGUAUGAGAUCAUCGGUGGCGACAAACUGGAGGCCCCGUUCGUCAUCGACGCCAACGGCAACAUCAAGAAUACGCGUCCGCUCUCGUGGAAGGACUCACACAAUCACAUCCUAGAAGUGGUUGCCUAUGACUGCGGUAUGAAACGAUCCAAACCAACGCUCGUCAACAUCAAAGUGAAUAAAGUGUGUCAACUCGGAUGGAAAGGUAUACCCGAGAGAAUAGAGUAUACCCCGGGCUCAGGGGCUCGGAUACUGGUUCCGGACGCUGAACUACAACUUUGCGAAGUUCCCUGCGAUACAGACAACGUGUCGGUCAGACUAUCGUUGGCCACCCAUCACAUCGGCAAAGGCUGCGAUCGCGACACCUAUUCAGUCGAGUCUCAGCGUAAACUUUGCGGCGCGAACGCCGAGAGUGUAGACCUAUUGCCGUCGCCGUCGACGGGCGCCGAAUGGACACGAGAUCUGCCCACAGAUGACGGCCGCGAAAGCGAUCAGAUCUACGAGUUUGACGGCGCGACCAACGCUGUGGUCAUACCGGAGGCCACACUUAAUCACAACCUGACCAACAAGUUUACCGUCUCUUUUUGGAUGAAACACGAGACCCCUCUCGACCAGACAAACAAACACAUCAAAGAGCACAUCAUCUGCAACGCCGACGAUCACAAGAAGAAUAGACACCAUUACUCGCUGUUUGUCCGCAACUGUCGGCUAAUACUUCUGUUGCGCCGGGAGUUCAAUGAGGAGAAGCACACAGUCUUCAAACCGGCCGAAUAUCGGUGGAAAUUGUCGGAAGUUUGCGACAACGAGUGGCACCACUACUCGGUUGGCCUCAACUUCCCGGACGCCAUACUCUACGUCGACGGACAGAAGUUCAGAAACACGUCGACUAAUCCGGAGAUUGUGGACGACUGGCCGCUACACGCGGUGAAAGGGGUGAACACGACGUUUGUGGUGGGGGCGUGUUGGGAGGGCAAGAACUCUAAGAUGAAUUUCCAUUUCCGCGGAUUUCUGGCCGGACUGUCGGUAUUGCGCGCACAGAACGAGAACCCGGAGGUGUUGUCGUGUCUCCAUCUGUGCAAAGAAGGCCUCCAAUUGCCGGCCAGCGAUACACUAGAGCCCGGAACAGAGGUCUCCACUAAUAUCGACUCCACGUCUGUCAUCAUCGACGGUAAAGACGCCAUCGAUGUCGAGGAUAUGUUGUCUCAGGUGUCGUACAUUAAUUCGCGCGAAUUCCCGACUCCUGGCCGAAGAAGUUUAAGGAUUUCCACAUCCAUUCAAUGCUCUAAUGGAAAGUCGUUGAAAAUCCCGCAAAUCGACACAUAUGUGAUGGUUAUGCCGACGGAUCAGCCGAGUAUAGCACUGAAUGGUACGCCAAACCUGGCGCGAGAGUACGAGGCAUUCAUGCAGGGCAUUGAGCUCUUCUCGACGGUCUCUAUUUUGGUCAACUCAGAGGCCGCCGACACCGAUGACGACGACGGAGACGACAACGACGAAGAGGCGGACAUCGACUCCGCCGACGACGACAUCAACGCCAACAACAAUAUCAAUAAAUUGAUGUCCGAACACAAGUUGGACACCUGUAACGUUCAGGUGUCGUACAUUAAUUCGCGCGAAUUCCCGACUCCUGGCCGAAGAAGUUUAAGGAUUUCCACAUCCAUUCAAUGCUCUAAUGGAAAGUCUUUGAAAAUCCCGCAAAUCGACACAUAUGUCUACCCACCACUCAAUCCCGAUCACGAGUACUUCCGAUUGCCCACCAAUUUUAUGACACAUUUGGGAAUACAUCACAAGGAGACCAAAGAUGGGAUUGUGAUAUAUGGAGCGGAUUCUGUACACAAUUAUCAGCAGAUUCUGCGACAACUGGUCUACUUUAACCGAAAGCCGGCCUAUUAUUUGAAUCGUGCCUUUAAGCUCACCUGUUCUGAACUGAACGGCCGCUUCUCCAGCAAUGACUACAUCCAAACACUGACUGUAAUCCACCCUAAAGUCGAACAACAAUCCAAACAACAGGCGUCGGCGCCGAUGGCCGGCCCUCAGCCCAAGUCUGUGCUCCACCCGAACGACCAUAUGAUGAUUCAGAGCCAGCAGUCGGCCGCCGACCUCGUGUCGGGUGCGGUCGUCUCUCCCGCACACUCGCAGGUCAGCGACCAUAAGGUGGAGUUCAAAGAUGGCCGCAUUAAGAGCGCCACCGGUUUUCUCGAGGGCGGAGGGCUUAUCGACGCGUCCGACGCUUUCGGCCGAACCACAGCCAGUCAUGCGGUUACCAUCAUAAUCGUGGUCUGUGUCGGCUUUUUGGUCUUCAUGAUCGUCUUGGGAGUGAUCCGUAUCCGCGCCGCUCAUCAACGGUCCGGCGAUGCCAGAGAUGACGACCAGGAGAUGGCUUGGGAUGACUCGUCGCUUACCAUUACAGUCAAUCCAUUGGAUCAAAUAGAAGAACACGAAACCCAACAAAUAGCGGACGACGACGAGGACAGCGAUAGUUCAGACGAUGGGAGCAGUUAUCACGAGGACGGGGACAGCACUGAAGACGAGGCACAGGACAAGGCCUCUAAAGCCCGGCGAGAGCUCGAAUGGGACGACUCGACACUCAAUUUCUAAUGCCAUUCAAUUAGACGAGUGAUAAACGAAACAACAAAACAACCAAAAAAACAGAAAAAGUAUUAAAAGCGUCAAAACAGAGACAGAAAGAUGACAGUCGGCUAAGAGAUUGGAUCAAUCGAUUGCCAGACAAUUGAUUGAUUAAAUCUCUUAGUCUUUUGCCAAUUUUAAGACAAACAAAAAAGCAUUUAAUUAUUUAUAUAAUUAUUAUUACUAUUGAAUCCAUCGCUUCUUCUUUUUGUUCAACAAAAACGACAAAACAUCAGAAAAAGAAACUUAUUUUGUUUGACAAAAAACAAAUUCAUUUUCACUUACAAAACAAAUAUAAUUAAAAUGAUUAAAAGACAGACAACUAACAUAUACAACUGAAUUCAUACUAUUAGUUAUUAAUUGUAAUAAGUUUUCAUUGUUUUAAUUGAUAUAAAAAAUUUUAAGGAAUUGUUUUCUAUUCUGUGACAAAAAUGCCAUUUAAAAAAUUAUUUUUUUCGGUGCACUUAUAUCUACACUAUAAGUAGUGCACAUAUACUACCAGUGCAUCCAUUGGAUUGAUUGGGAAAAGAAAAUGCAGCAUAAAAUACAAGAAUUUAUUUCACAUGACAUACACCUACAGAAACAACACCAGAGAAAUAUAUACCCAAACGAUAGUCUAUUAAUUAAUGUUAACAGAAAUAGUCGUUUUCUUUUUGUCACUUAUAAUUAUUCUUGUGUUUGAAGUUUCAAACAAAACCUGUGGUAAAGUAUUACUUUCUUAAAUACCAUCUUCAUUAUUAUGAAUAAUAAUAAUAAUUACUAUAUUUUGUGCAAAAAAGAAAUGCAAAAAAGUAAUUAUAAUUAAUAAGUAUUUAUAUUUAUUGAUAAUAAGUCACAGAAUCUAAGAAAUAUAACCG